AUGACGGCGAUAGUAGUCAAACCUAUAGUAUUAGAGGGAUAUUCAGAGUCUCAGAAGGGAUAUUUGCUGCUGGAUUUCACCUCAAAGAGACUAUUAGUCAGUAGCGAUGUUGUGUUUCAUGAAGAUGCAUUUCAAUUUACUUCAUCACCAGUACAAAAUACACAAACUUUCUCAUCUGAAGAAGAUAUCAUAGACUUCUUGAUCCCCACAGAUGAUGAAAUAUUUCCCGAGACAACUACUGAAAGUAUUACUGAAGAAGCUCCAAUUGAGGAGGAAAAUAUUUCUGAUACUGCAGUACCUGGUGCAGCUUCACCUGGCACCACUCAUGAAGAAACAUGUCAAGAUGACUGUUCCCUACCUCAACCCUCUUCCAGUAGACCAACAAGAACAAGCAGACCACCGGUGUGGAUACAUAAUUAUGUUAACACUUCCAGAAACCAGAGAUACAAACAUCCAUUAGUCGACAACCUGUCUUACAAAAAUCUAAGUCCUACUUAUCAGUACUAUUUAACAAAAUUCUCCACUUUGACUGAGCCUCAGCACUAUAAACAAGCUAUAAAAGAUGCAAGGUGGGUGGAAGCUAUGAAGUCAGAGAUUCAGGCCUUGAAAGCUAACAACACAUGGAUCAUUAUUGAUCUACCUAAGGGAAAGAAUACUGUUGGUUCCAAAUGGAUAUAA
This is a messenger RNA of Capsicum annuum, 678 nucleotides long. RefSeq lists its product as uncharacterized. NCBI's taxonomy places the organism in Eukaryota, Viridiplantae, Streptophyta, Magnoliopsida, Solanales, Solanaceae. The coding region runs from base 1 to 678 and encodes 225 amino acids. The record is from RefSeq and is a predicted model, not a curated record. The transcript has 2 exons.